Messenger RNA from Aspergillus nidulans FGSC A4, 321 nucleotides. RefSeq lists its product as uncharacterized. The coding region runs from base 1 to 321 and encodes 106 amino acids. The record is from RefSeq and is a predicted model, not a curated record. The transcript is spliced from 3 exons. NCBI's taxonomy places the organism in Eukaryota, Fungi, Ascomycota, Eurotiomycetes, Eurotiales, Aspergillaceae.
AUGUCUGGCCCCCACGACCCCUAUAAGAAAUACGUUAGCGGCGCCCACCACGCCGCCGACCUCGCCGGCGCCGCCAGCGGCGUCUCGAACCCCAUGGGUUCUAUCCAGAACACCCAGGCCGCGUAUCACACGCACAAGACUAUGAAAGCUCAACUCAAAGGCAUGCGCAAGGCGGUGGCAAACAAUGACCGCGCGAACCAGGCGAGGCGCGAAAUGAAUAGUGCGCAGGUGCAGGCGAGUAGCCUGGUGUAUGGACAGAAUGGGAUUACAAGGGAGAACGGAUGGGUAAAGGAUGCGGAUGGGAAUAUUAAUUCAAAAUAG